Messenger RNA from Polypterus senegalus (gray bichir), 5145 nucleotides. RefSeq names its product G protein-coupled receptor 174 (gene gpr174). Gene Ontology annotation, molecular function: G protein-coupled receptor activity. Gene Ontology annotation, cellular component: membrane. Lineage: Eukaryota; Metazoa; Chordata; Cladistia; Polypteriformes; Polypteridae. The transcript has 2 exons. The record is from RefSeq and is a predicted model, not a curated record. Bases 416 to 1459 code for a protein of 347 amino acids. Gene Ontology annotation, biological process: phospholipase C-activating G protein-coupled receptor signaling pathway; positive regulation of Rho protein signal transduction.
UGAGAGCCAGCGAGACGACACAGAAAAGAGCCACAGCAAUUCACAAAACAGUCUUGGGAGCUGCAAUUGAGCCAUAAAGUCUGACACACGGAAUUCAGUUACAAGAAGAAAAAGAAGAGAAAGAGUCCAUAGGUGCCUAAGUGUCUUAAAGAAGACAUCCCUCUUGAGGAAUACGAUGGGACACAGGCAAUGGAUGGGAAUCCAAAGAAACCAGUGAUAUGCCCCCAAAAACGGGAUAUCAUCCUCCUUAUAAGCUCCCAGAUGAAGAAAAAAUAAAAGCAUGAGCUGAUGAAGUCCUAAAAUUACUUUAACAUGUUCCUUCUUAGAAAUAUCAAAAAAUUAAAGUGGGGAGACGUAUAAAUAAAAAGAGGUGAAAAUCGUGUUUGUAAAGGACCACUGAUUUUCUGAGUGGAAAAUGGCCAACAGCUCAAUGGAGUGCGGCGCAGGAAAAAAUUACAUUCAUUUCACGUAUGCCGUUACGUAUACUGUGAUCUUGGUGCCUGGUUUAAUUGGCAAUGUUCUAGCACUGUGGAUCUUCUAUAUUUAUAUCAAGGAGACCAAAAAAGCAGUCAUCUUUAUGAUCAACCUGGCCUUGGCGGACUUAGCGCAGGUUCUCUCUCUACCUCUCAGGAUCUAUUACUACCUGAAUAAUUCUUGGCCCUUUGGGGAGUUUAUCUGUAUGUUUUGUUUUUAUCUGAAAUACGUGAACAUGUACGCAAGUAUUUUCUUCCUGGCGUGUAUUAGUGUGAGGCGCUGUUUAUUCAUCAUUGACCCGCUGAGGUAUACUGGGGACUCGUUGAAGCGCAAAUGUGAUGUCUACGUCAGUAUUAUUGGAUGGUUUGUGGUCUGCUUGUCAUGUCUUUCAUUCCCCCUAAUGAGACGAGACUCUUCUAGCACUCAUUCCUUGAACAAAACCCAUUGCUUCACUGAACUUCCAGUAGCAAACCUUACACUUGGGACAGGCGUGACUAUGAUGAUUCUGGGGGAGAUGAUGGGUUUCCUUUUACCUCUUUGUGUGAUAUUCACUUGCUCUUGGAAAACUGCCAUGAGCCUCUUGGAGGAAAACGGUGUGCAGGACAGCGGAGAGAAGAAAAAAGCGUUUAAAAUGGUGCUGUGCUGUGCAAUUGUUUUCCUCAUCUGUUUUGCUCCUUACCACAUCACCUUUCCUUUUCAUUUUCUUGUUAUGUCAGGCAAGUUGUCUACAUGCUCAGCGAGGACUGUCAUUUUACAUAUCCACCCUAUAACUUUGUGCUUGGCCAGCAUGAACUCUGUACUGGAUCCUAUAAUGUAUUACUUUACCACAGACGAGUUCAAAAGGAGGUUUUCAAGGCAAGAACUAUUAAAGAAUGGCCAGUUUCACAGGAUUGUAUCCUGUCCAGUGGAAGAGGAUCAGAAUGGCACAGGCACUACUGAAAUUAUUCUGCUGGAAUCAUUGACUCCAGUACCAUCUGAAUCCUGAAAAUGUGAAAAAAGUUGGACCUGAGUACAGUUUUUAAAGACAAAUCUAUGUUGUUCAUCCAAACUUCAUUAAAGGCCUCAUAUUAACAAGACCGUUUUCCAUAAUCCGACAAAACAUUGGACUCCCACAUAUAAUGGUUUUUAAUUGCAACAGUGUUUUAAGAUUAAUCCCUUUUUGAACUAUAUGGAUAAUGAAGUGAUCAUUUUUGUUCUAUCAAAUCAGGUUGUCUUCCAAAGCAGAAACCUUCCAUUGAGGUAGUUGUGGAUUGAUACCAGGGAUUGUUAAUGUGAAUGUGAGUGUGCACUGUAACGGACUGACACCCCAUCCAGGGUUAAUUAAUAAUGUGCAACCAAAGCUACUGGGACAUGCUGAAUCCAUAGAACCCUGAAUUGAAUGAAGCAGGUUUGAGACUUCUACAUUCAUGGGAAUAAGUAAGUUCACCCCAUGAAAUUAUUUCUUUUUGACAUACAGUAUAUAGAUAUAUUACAAAUUGAUCUUCAUUUAAACCCUGUUUUUAGAUAAAGGUGAUGCAAAUGGGAAAGAAAAACAAUGGAAAUUUGACUAUGCCAUAUUUGAUAUAAUGAACAAUGAACAGAUAUGCCAUUUCUGUUUGUGGAAAAAAGUAUACCCUUGGCUGUAAUAGCUGGCAUUGCCCUCCCUGUCAGAAACAACCUCAAAUAGGCAUUUCCAAUAACUGCCUACCGGUCUCUGGUUUCGACUGAGAGAAAGUCUUUCCCACCCCUGUGCAGAAUUCUUCCAGGUGUGUAAUGCCUGUGGGGUGUCUUGUGUGCACUCCUUGUUUCAAAUUCCCGCAUGACAUCUCAAAAUAAUUUAGAUCCAAACUUUGGUUUACCCAUUCAAGGACUCUUCGUUUCUUUCUAUUCAGUUAUUCCUUUGGUGGAUUGACUGGUAUGUUUAUGGUCAUUGACAUAUUGCAAAGUCAACUAUUGGUUGAGCUUCAGUCUUGUGACAGAUGAUUUCACAGGUAAGCACCCUCCGCUAGUAGAUAGUGUAGCAUAACAGCCCUGGAUUAUGUAGCAUAACAGCCCUGAACCAUAACAUUUCCACCACUAUGUUCUUCAGAUCAAAUGCUGUCAAAUAUGUCUUCUUAUACUCUAGCUGAAUAACUCUAUCUAUACAUUGUUGGUCCAGAGCACAUUAUUCCCAAAGUCCUUGUCCUUGUGCAAACUUCACUCUUGCCCUGGUGUUAUUUUCUGCAGAGCAAAGAUUUCCCCCUGGCACACCUCCCAUGUAGAUUUAAUCCAUGAUGCUUCUUCCUAAAGGUAGAUUCAUGCAUUUUGAUAUUAGCAGUGGCUAGACCUACCUGUGGACCGCAAGAUGAAAUUCUGGCAUUCUUGCAGACUUAUUUUAACAUCUUGCGUUCUGCCCUCAGGUUAGGUUUGCUGGGGUGGCCUUGUCUGAAGAAGUUGGCAGCUUUUUCAAGUCUUCUCCACUUGUAGAUAAUCUUCUAGACAGUGGAAUGGUGGAUUUGUAACUGUUUAGAGAUCUUUUGAAAUCAUUUCCCAGGCUCACAGGCAUCUAUAACCUUCCUUUUGAAGUCCUCAGAGAGCUCUUCCAAUCUUAGGUUGGUGUUAACACACCCGUCAACAACAAGAAGCAAACCAAGCCAAAUGUCUGUGGUUUAAAUAAGACAAGGUCCUCUUUUAAAAUGUUGUAAUCAUUUUCACCUUAUUGUGUGUUAUCUUGCACCCUAGGCCAAGCUUAUUAGUGUGCCAACUGACUGUUUGGUAGCUAACCCGUGCAGCUGGGUUUUUCUCCACCUUAUGAUCUGAACGCCUAAUUUGCCUUAAUGGUGGCAUCGGCCCUGGGUUCAUCCGAUUCUAAUUUGAGAUAUUUGAGGUAGAGAUGAACGUUGGGGUGUCCUUACUUUUUCCACAUUUCAAAUUUGCAUUCACAGUCGACUACAAAAUAUAAAUGUGGCGUGAUGUUUGUUAUAUCACCUUUAUCAAUGGAUGCUGUUUAAAUGAAAAUCAAACAUUGAUAUAUCCACAUUUGUUUAAAAACAAAAGAAAACUUUCAUACUUACAUUUUAAUAUGACUGUCUGUUGUGCAAUCACAACAUCACUGGUUAUUAUUUGAAUGAAGAAGACAGAAGACACUUUUAAUUCAAGGACUACAUGCGGUCUCAUACCUUCCCACUUUGUCUCUCAUUCAUGUGAAUUUCUGAAUUCGUGUUUUCGGAGAAAUGGUUUCUAUUAAUUUGCUGCUCUACCCGCACAACAAUCAACUAAAGAUGAAAUGCAAGUUGCAUAUUGUAUUACUCCACAUACAGUUUCUACCUUAAAAAAAUGCAAUUUCUGGCGAACCUGGUUAUUAUUUAAUUUUAUGCAAUUGAAAGAGAUGGAAGGUCCUUUUGCCUGGCUAAUUCAGGUAACGUUUUCUAGAAAUUUCUCUCUCUUUUUAGGGCAGUCACGUGAAAUAUUCCCACUGGUGUUACCCAUAGCAUGCAAAUGCAGCCAAGUAUGGGAUACGGAUUUACAAAUGCUGUGUAUUGUAUAAAGGUUCAGAACAGCAAAAUAAGAAUUGACUUUGAUCAGCAACUGAUAUUUUGCCACACAGUGCAGCUGCCUUCAUUUUGUUGCAUAAUGCACUUUAUCCUUAUUCGAGCUUUGCAUUUAGAAGUGUUAGGUGAUAUCAGGCAGAACAUUUGUGGCUGUUAAGCCGAACAGCACUGUGAGGCCUCUCAUACCAGAGGAAGUAGCAUUAAAAACCUGGUUUACCUUAAAAUAAAAAGCAGAACAUAUGGCGGGCUCCGUUUACUCAUCAUGCAAGACAUUUCAACAUUUUGCUACAAACCUAAAAGAGAAGAUAAAAGAACAACCCUCUCUCAAGAGAAAAAAAUAAGCUUUUCAUUUCUUUAGAUGAUACACAAAUGCCAAUUCCUGUUCCUUGACCACUGAUGUUUAUCUAAAAAGUUGCCCAAUACCAGUUAAGGAAUUGCUGUUGUAAAAUUACACUUAAAUUAUUUCCACAGAUUUUUUUUUUAGGAAACUUGCAAAGAAGUCAAGAAAAUGGUUGGCUAUUUAUCAGAGAAGAGCUUUGACUGAGAGCUCUGUAAUGAUUCUUGAUUAAGUGUCUAGUAUUAUUAAGAUUAAAGCAUCAUUUUAUAAAGGAAAAAUCAUUGAAAGGAAAGGAGGGCAUGUUAGCCCCCAGUACACCACUAAGGAAUAAACCUAAAAGUGGAGGUAACCUUUACAUCGCAUACUCAUGUCUGUCUUACCUUUUAAUCAAUUACAGCAGUAUUGUUAAUUAUAUUAUCGUGUCCUUGUGGUUCUCAAUGAAGUGUUUUUAAUUUUAAAACAUAUUCGUUAUAGGAUCCAGUGUGUGAAAAACCCUGAUUAUGUGUGCGUGACUAAAACUAAGCACCAUGUUAUAACAGAAGACAAAUGUUUGAACAAACCGUAUCCAUGUGAAGCGAGGUCUUUUUGUUUUAAAUGCUACUAAAGAACGUGUGCUGGGCCUUCACAGUUUCAGUCAAAGGACAAGCAAAGUCCAAGUGUAUAUGACUGAUUAAAACUGUGAAAAUGUUAAAAUGUCAUGUUAGAUUUUGUGAAAUUGUGUGGCAAUCCUUGCCUUCAACUACAAAAACUGUCAUUUUAUUGUGUUUUUUCCAAAGAUUUAUUUAACCGUUAUUUAAUGAAUAAAUAUUUAAAUACUUUCCUAAA